Molecule: messenger RNA, 3412 nt
Organism: Belonocnema kinseyi
Lineage: Eukaryota; Metazoa; Arthropoda; Insecta; Hymenoptera; Cynipidae
Gene: Ance-3
Product: angiotensin-converting enzyme
Exons: 13
Coding region: 122-2356 (744 amino acids)
Biological process (GO): proteolysis
Cellular component (GO): plasma membrane
Molecular function (GO): metallopeptidase activity; peptidyl-dipeptidase activity
Source: RefSeq, a predicted model, not a curated record
GCGCGGUGAAGUGUGAGCGCGAUUGAUCGACCCAAGGCGAUUGUUGAAUUCGGCAAGUCUAGUGUCCGACUAGGACUAACUUGUUCUACUGUUUUCGUGGCGUUGGUUAGGGGUGGUGCUCAUGGAGGUUCUCCACCGGCCGGUCUUCGUGGUCGUUGUGGCUCAGCGAAGGCAAAUUUUUCAGGCUGGAAUUUUUCUUUUAUUUCUAUUAUCCUGCGUAUCCAGCCAACUCGAUUUACCUUCUCAAAAUGAUGGAUUUGACCAAGAUAGAUAUAGUCAGGAUAGAUAUAAUCAAGAUAAUUUAAAUCAGGAUCGCAGGCAAUUCCAAAAUAAUGAUGAUCGUAGAACAUUCCAAACAAAUGAAGAUCCUCGACAAUUUCAAACGAAUGAGGAUCGAAGAAAAUUCCAAACCAAUGAAGAUCGCCGACAAUUUCAAACGAAUGAAGGCGACUACAGGAAUAUUUUAGCAAAAUUAGACUUUUCGGGGGCUGAACGUUGCAGUGCGAAUGUUGCCGCCCAAUGGAAUUAUGAAACGAAUGUCAACGAUUAUACACAGCAGCAGGCGCUGGUGGCUCAACGAGUCUAUGCAGAUUUUCAAAAUCAAGCCUGGCAGUUAAUCAACAGGUUAGAUGUAAGAAAUAUCAGGGACCAAAUUGUCAGACGGCGUCUUAGAUUUUUAGCAACCGUGGGACCAGCAGCCCUGCCAUAUGAUCAGUUAGACAGGUACAACCGCGUUAUCAACGACAUGCUUGUUAUUUACAACAGUGCAUCGAUAUGUGCCUAUAAUGACCCAUUUCGUUGUGGAUUAAGGCUUUAUCCAGAAAUCUCGCAAAUCAUGGCCAAAAGUCGAAACUGGGAUGAGCUGCAAUAUGUGUGGCUAGAAUGGAGGAGACGCAGUGGCAUAAAAAUGAAAGAUCUUUAUACGCAACUGGUCCAGCUGAACAAUGAUGCCGCACAAUUCAAUAAUUUUACCGACGCGGCUGAAUUAUGGAUGUUUCCGUAUGAGACACCUGACUUCCAGCUAGAAGUUGAUCAAGUCUGGGAAAAUAUUCGCCCCCUCUACGAAGAAUUGCAUGCUUAUGUCAGGAGAAAACUGCGAGACCUCUAUGGACCUGAAAAAAUCAGUGGUCAAGCUCCUCUUCCAUCCCACAUUCUCGGCAAUUUAUGGGCGCAAUCAUGGUCCAAUAUCGUUGAUAUCACCCUACCUUACCCAGGAAAACAUUAUUUGGAUGCUACUCCCGAAAUGAUAGCACAAGGGUUUACACCGAUUGACAUGUUCCGAAUCGGCGAAGAUUUCUUCCUUUCGCUAAAUUUGAGCGCCAUGCCUCCAGAAUUCUGGGCCGGAAGUAUAAUAGUUGAACCUGGUGAUCGACCAAUUAUUUGCCAAGCUUCUGCCUGGGAUUUCUGCAAUCGGCUUGAUUAUAGGAUUAAGAUGUGUACGAAGGUCACCAUGAAGGAUUUGAUUACGGUGCACCAUGAGAUGGCCCACAUUCAAUACUUUUUACGAUACAGCGGACUUCCUCGUGAGUUCCGUGACGGAGCUAAUCCAGGAUUUCACGAAGCUGUCGGUGAGGCGAUCGCGCUGAGCGUCGCGACACCGCGGCACAUGCAGACCCUAGGAUUAGCGAACAAAUAUAUAGACGAUGGCGAAGCAGAUAUGAAUUACCUUUUCUCAGUUGCGAUGGAAAAACUUGUACUUUUGCCCUUCAGUAUUUCAAUGGACAGAUGGCGAUGGGACGUUUUCAGAGGGACCACUUCCAAGAAUAAUUUCAACUGCGAGUGGCAUCGACUCAGAGAACAAUACAUGGGAAUCAAACCACCCGUUCUCAGAUCUGAAGACGAUUUUGACCCUGGAUCAAAAUACCACAUACCAGCAAACAUCCCCUACAUCAGAAAUUUUGUAGCUGGGGUUUUGCAGUUCCAAAUAUACCGGUCCCUUUGCCAAGCAGCAGGUCAAAGAUUCCCAAAUGAUCCAAGAAAGCCUCUUCACAGAUGCGAUUUUUACAGAAGCACCGAAGCAGGCAGAGUAUUAGGGAGAUUAAUGGAAAAAGGUUCCUCAGUUCCGUGGCAGCAGACUCUGGAGGAAGCAACAGGACAAUUUAGAUUAGACGGUGAAGCUCUUAGAGAAUACUUCAGGCCCCUGGAGGAAUGGCUCAGGGGGGAAAAUUUGCGAACUGGAGAACUCGUUGGAUGGACUUACGACGGUGACUACUGCAAGCGAAGUAUAGGAACUGCAGGUCUACAGGUGUAUGGUGCCGGCUUCUAUUUCAACUCUGCAACUUCGUUAAAAAAUAGUAGCAUCUUGGCGAGUAUCACAUUAUUAGGGAUCAUCUUCCUCACUACCUUACUCUCCUAAAACCCUCCAAAUCAUUCGAAAAUAAAAAAUAUUUGAUAUUUUCUCAUAAUUCAGAGAACCUCCUUUGACUGAAAGCAUCCCUCUGAAUGAACGAAUUAAUUUCCGUUUCUUCUGUCGAAAACAAUGAUUGGGCGUAUGGGCCAUAAUGGGUAGGGUCGGAAUGCGGAACGAAUCCCAUGAGCAAGGUGUGCAUGCAUAUUGUACAGAUCGCGACAUUAAUUCUGUCGUAAGCUACCUGCUGUUAGAGGUGUUAUUACUUCUCCCUGGAGAGACAACUUGAAUUUGCCUUUAUUCGCAUUUUUUCUGACCAAAGAAAGAACAGUAGAUGUAAAUCUAUACCUCUAUGUUGAAAGAAAAACUUCUUUGGAGAAUAAGUCUAAAAAGACCACUCUGGAGUUAGACGUCGAAAUGAACUACUCUACUUUGAACCUUAAUAAAUAUUUUAGAUUCUAUGAAUUCUCUAAAUUCUUGGAAUCUGAUGAAUUCUCUGAAUUCUCUUAAUUUGGUGAAUACCACAAAGUCUUCAAAUUCCUUGAAUUCGUCUAAUUACACGAAUUCUCUUAAUUCCAUGAAAACUCUCGAUUCCGCGAAUUCUCCAAAUUCCAUGAAUUCUCCAGAAAUUCCAUAAAUUCUUCAAAUUCCAUGAAUUCUUUCAGUUUACUGACUUCUCUAAAUUCCAUGAAUUCUUUAAAUCUGGUGAAUUCUCACAAUUCCAUGAAUACACUGAAUGCCACAAAUUCAUGAAAUUCCUUGAAUUCUCCAAAUUCCAUAACAUCUCCAUAAAUUACAUAAGCUCUUCAAAUUCCAUGAAUAGUCUCAAUUUACUGUAUUCUCUGAAUUCCAUGAAUUCUCUAAAUCUGGCGAAUUCUCUCAAUUCCAUUAAUACACAUAAUGUCACAAAUAUAUGAAAUUCCUUAAAUUCUUGAAAUUAUACAAAUUCUCCUAAUUCGAUGAACUCUCUAAACUCCAUGAAUUCUCCAAAUUCCAUGAAUUCUCUAAAUUCCAUGAAUUUUCUGAAAUCACUAAAUUCUUUAAAUUGUAUGAAACCUCUAAACA